AUGGCCCGGAUAUCACUAGAAGACAGCCAUUUCUACCUCCCGAACUGGGCGUCAUGGGACGCCCUCAAGACCCUGCACGAGUGGCACUUACGAAGAGGCGCCGCGGCGGACGCCCCGUACCCCAACAGGCACGCGUGGGAGAGCAUCCUGCACGUGUACUUCCCAAGCCACUACGACCAAUCCCAGCUCGACAUCCAACCAGACGGGACCGCACAGGGGAUCAAGUACCUCCUCCUCAGGAAAUUCUUCGACGCAGCAUCAUCACCCUCGGACGGCUAUGGUACCGGGGAGGGCCUCACCCUCGAGCGCAUCUCGGUGGACCUCCCGGCGCGGGUCAGACACCUCCGCGAUAUCCUCUGGGUCAAGUGCAACCCACCGAGCACCGACGGGACCCAGUGGGCCAGCGCGAUGCGCACCACGGUGGCGUACCUGGGGCGGAGGCAUCCCGCCCGCGCGAUGUAUCUCAUCCUCGCCGUGGGGAUGCACUGGCUGCCGUUUUACUGGGACCCGACGGACCCUAGGCCGGAGGGGCGAGGCCUAAGAAUGGCAGAAGGGAAUGACGAGGAGGGAUGGUACGCGGUCACGCCCGAGGUCCACGCGCCGCCUGGUAUCGACGCUGGGCAUAUCGACGGUGAGGGGAUCGUCCACCUGGAUCGGGCCAGGACCCUGGACUGCUUCAACGGUGCGGGGCCGUUCUUUGCUGAUGAGAGGCCUAAGCUAACGUACCAGGAGGACCUGGACUUUUUAGAGGAGUUCCUUGGGGUGGUGGUGAGGCAUGCUUAUGCAGGUGAGCACGGGAUGAGCUUCGGGUGA
Diaporthe batatas is the source of this 813-nucleotide messenger RNA. RefSeq lists its product as uncharacterized. Lineage: Eukaryota; Fungi; Ascomycota; Sordariomycetes; Diaporthales; Diaporthaceae. The coding region runs from base 1 to 813 and encodes 270 amino acids. The transcript has 3 exons. The record is from RefSeq and is a predicted model, not a curated record.